This is a messenger RNA of Anarrhichthys ocellatus (wolf-eel), 1426 nucleotides long. RefSeq names its product gap junction protein beta 9b (gene gjb9b). Lineage: Eukaryota; Metazoa; Chordata; Actinopteri; Perciformes; Anarhichadidae. Gene Ontology annotation, biological process: cell-cell signaling. The record is from RefSeq and is a predicted model, not a curated record. The coding region runs from base 325 to 1143 and encodes 272 amino acids. The transcript is spliced from 2 exons. Gene Ontology annotation, molecular function: gap junction channel activity. Gene Ontology annotation, cellular component: connexin complex.
UGACCCUUCUUUUUAAAUCUGUCGGGUUUAAGUCCUCCAACUUUAGGAAGGUGCAAUAUCAAAACACAGGAGAAUCCGUUAAAACCUUGCUGCAAUCCUUGCUUUAUAAAAUGAAAAUAAAUAUAUGGAAAGAGGAGUGUGAUGUGCUCUCUAUCUAUCGUAAAGAGAGUUUUUCACUUUUGAGUGCUUACCUUUUUUUUAUCUACUUUGUCCUUCCUUAACUCAGGUUUAGAUCAUCAAGAACCUCAUCCCACCAAUCCCACCUGGUCUCCUGAGGAGCUCUUAGCCACCUCCGUCCCCUCAUCCACCUCGAAGGCAGCAGUCAUGAACUGGUCUGCUUUGGAGAGCCUCAUCAGUGGGGUCAACAAGUACUCCACUGUGUUCGGCCGCGUGUGGCUGUCCAUGGUCUUCGUCUUCCGGGUGAUGGUGUUCGUGGUGGCGGCCCAGCGGGUGUGGGGCGACGAGAACAAGGACUUUGUCUGUAACACGGCCCAGCCGGGCUGCAACAACGUGUGCUACGACCACCUCUUCCCCAUCUCCCACAUCCGCCUGUGGGCCCUGCAGCUCAUCUUUGUCACCUGCCCGUCGCUGAUGGUGGUGGGGCACGUCAAGUAUCGCGAGAAGAAGGACAUGCAGUACACCACCUCGCACAAGGGCGUCCAUUUGUACGCCAAUCCCGGGAAGAAACGUGGGGGGCUGUGGUGGACGUACCUGGUGAGUCUGAUUUUCAAGGCCGGCUUUGAUACAGGCUUCCUCUACAUCCUGUACCACGUCUACGAAGGCUACGACAUGCCCCGCCUGUCCAAGUGCUCUCUGGCGCCGUGCCCCAACACGGUGGACUGCUACAUAUCACGGCCCACUGAGAAGAAGAUCUUCACCAUCUUCAUGGUGGUCUCCUCUGCCUUAUGCAUCUUAAUGUGCAUCUGUGAGAUGGUUUACCUCAUCUGCAAACGCAUCCAGAAACUCAUGAAGAAGAAGACCGAUACAGAUAGGAAGCUGUUCGCCGAGAGUCACGAGAUGUCGCCGCUGGCUAAACCCAGGUCACAGUUCAGGUCCAAAACAUCAAUCAGAGUGGAUCCUACAGCCUCCAUCCAAAAUCUCAGUAACACCAAGAUAGAGGAGAAGCCAUCUAAGAAAAGAUGAUGCACAAUACGGCAGUGGCCAUGUUGAAAAACUGCGUAAAGUACUGAAGGGGCCACUGCAAUCAAAUGCAUUCAUCAAACUCCAUGAGAAACUGUUGCUCAACACCAAAGAGAUAUCCAUCAAUUCAGGGAUUUCUGUGGCAGCUUUUUAUAUACUGUAUAUUAUCAUGUCUGCAGGAAUGCACGCCUUAUACAAAUUAACCCCUCAAAAUGGAAGAUUACAGAGGAAGUUAAAGGGUUUUGAAUAGUUUAUGGAAAUUGGUGCGUGUGUGUGAAAGAGAGAG